AUGGAGAACACAGUCAGAAACAGUUCUGAUUUUGUUUACCUGAGUCGGUUCUCCAGUCCCGCCAUGCUGUUCAACAGCACGAUGUGUCGGAACCAGACGGACGGUAACAACACCUCGCGGUGUGAGCCGGACCGCGCAGCGACCGGCAACUUCGACGGCGGCGACACAACUCCGGUGAUCAUCGCGAUUGUCAUCACCGCGCUCUACUCCAUCGUGUGUGUUGUCGGGCUGGUGGGCAACGUGUUGGUCAUGUAUGUCAUCAUUAGAUACACCAAGAUGAAGACAGCCACCAACAUCUACAUCUUUAACCUUGCGCUGGCGGACGCGCUGGCCACAAGCACGCUGCCCUUCCAGAGCGUAAACUACCUGAUGGGCACCUGGCCCUUUGGCGACGUGGUCUGCAAGAUGGUGCUGUCCAUCGACUACUACAACAUGUUCACCUCCAUCUUCACGCUCACCACCAUGAGCAUCGACCGCUACAUCGCCGUGUGCCACCCCGUCAAGGCGCUGGACUUCAGGACGCCGCAGAACGCCAAGAUCGUCAACAUCUGCAACUGGAUCCUCUCCUCGGCCAUCGGCCUGCCCGUCAUGUUCAUGGCCUCCACCAUCCUGACCCAGCCAAACUCCGACAUUGUCGACUGCAACCUGGUGUGCCCCUACCCCUCCUGGUACUGGGAGACCCUGCUGAAGAUCUGUGUCUUCAUCUUCGCCUUCAUCAUGCCCGUCCUCAUCAUCACUGUGUGCUACGGCCUGAUGAUCCUGCGGCUGAAGAGCGUGCGCAUGCUGUCUGGCUCCAAGGAGAAAGAUCGGAACCUGCGUCGGAUCACGCGCAUGGUCCUGGUGGUGGUGGCCGUCUUCAUCAUCUGCUGGACGCCCAUCCACAUCUUCGUCAUCAUCAAGGCCCUGGUGAACAUCCCCGACUCCCUGCUGCAGACGGUCACAUGGCACUUCUGCAUCGCCCUGGGCUACACCAACAGUAGUCUGAACCCCGUGCUCUACGCCUUCCUGGACGAGAACUUCAAGAGGUGCUUCCGUGAGUUCUGUACCCCGAGCCCGUCCGUGCUGGAGCUCCAGAACUCCUCCCGCAUCGGCACGGCCCACCGCCACCUCCAGCAGGGGGACAACAACAGCGCCAACACGGGGGAGAGGACCAAUCCACAGGUUGAGAACAGGCUGACCCUCACGCUCUCUCCACCCAGCCAGCUGGGGUACGCUAGCUGGCCGGGCUACCCUAGCUGGCUGGGCUACCCUAGCUGGCUGGGCUACGCUAGCUGGCGCCACAUAGUCGCAUAG
Gadus chalcogrammus (walleye pollock) is the source of this 1293-nucleotide messenger RNA. It is a transcript of the gene oprm1, whose product is annotated as opioid receptor, mu 1. Lineage: Eukaryota; Metazoa; Chordata; Actinopteri; Gadiformes; Gadidae. The record is from RefSeq and is a predicted model, not a curated record. Gene Ontology annotation, molecular function: beta-endorphin receptor activity; morphine receptor activity; neuropeptide binding. The transcript has 6 exons. Bases 1 to 1293 code for a protein of 430 amino acids. Gene Ontology annotation, biological process: G protein-coupled opioid receptor signaling pathway; neuropeptide signaling pathway; sensory perception of pain. Gene Ontology annotation, cellular component: membrane; neuron projection.